AUGCAUACGAAGAAUGCCUCUAAUUAUAAUUAUGACACCUCUCGUCAUUUUAUGUGCAGUGGUGGUUUCGGUGAGGUGAAUAUUUCUGAUUCGAGCUAUUCGAGUUGCUCUGAAGAUUCACACAGCUCAUUAUCACGUGAGCCAUCCGACGCAUUAAAGACUGAUAACGGAUUAAUGCGACACUCCAUGAUUACAAGUUUUCAUAUGGUUGAAUUUGCUACUAAACUCGGAUAUACUGAGCAGCAGCUGGAAAUCGUACUGGAGAAGUUGGGACGUAACGCUGGACAAGAUGAAAUUCUUAGUGAACUGAUUAAAUUGGGAAGAAAAUAUGAUGAUGAUAAUAUUAAUCUGAAACCUCAAGUAUCGACAACGACUACAUCUAUGUUGAGGAGUAUUGUUAUCGAUGGCUCGAAUAUUGCUAUAACUCAUGGCCGAAAAGAGGUGUUCUCUUGUCUUGGUAUUCGAGAGUGUGUUCAAUUUUUCAAGGAUCGAGGUCAUACAGAUAUCAUCGUUUUCGUACCUCAGUUUCGCCGAGAAGCACCUCGAUCAGAUUUUCAACUUAUUUGCAAGGUAUGGACACCGUCUCGGCGAAUCGGUGGCCGUCGAAUAGUUUGUCACGAUGAUCGUUAUAUCCUGAAAACAGCUGAGGAAAAGGAUGCUGUAAUUGUUAGCAAUGAUGAAUAUCGCGACCUGAUAAAAGAAAGUCCACAGUAUCGUAGAUUGGUUGAACAAAGAUUGCUCAUGUAUUCAUUCGUUGACGGAAGGUUUAUGCCACCGGACGAUCCACUUGGACGACACGGGCCAAAUUUGACGCAGUUUCUUUGCAGAGGAAACGUGCAACAGCCAACUGCACAACUUUGUCCUUAUGCUCGUAAAUGUACGUAUGGCAAUAAGUGCAAAUACUUUCAUCCAGAACGACCAAAUGGUGUGCAUAUCAGCGUGACGGAACGUCUUCUCAAAGGAAAGCAACAACGAAAACAAUUUCUUUCAGCGCAUGUGGGUCAACAAUUCAAAAAUACAUCAUAUUUGUUCGCUCCGUCAACAGCGGUUUGGGGGGAGUCAGAAUUACGUGUUGGUCCAUUGAUUAGAUAUCAGACCGAACAAACCAGUAAUCAUCAUUGUGCCCAAGAUGAUCGUGAACGUCUGUGUGAUCUUCUGUGUCAUCUAUUUCCUGAAGCAUCCGUACUCGCUGUAAUGGAAGCACAUCCCAAUGAAACAGACCCUCAGAUAUUAUGCGCUCGUAUAAUCGACUUGCAGAAAGGCUUCAAUUUGUGA
Anisakis simplex (herring worm) is the source of this 1275-nucleotide messenger RNA. The record is from the annotation of a GenBank genome assembly. NCBI's taxonomy places the organism in Eukaryota, Metazoa, Nematoda, Chromadorea, Rhabditida, Anisakidae.